AUGCAGGUAUAUCUGUCACUUAUUCUUUUGCUACGUUUGGUGGAAAGCUCGUAUAUAAGUUUCAUAGCGGAUAAUGCCGACAAUGUACUAGAAGCCGAUGUGAUUGAGACUUUAUCAUAUGCAACAGUAACGGUGGGUGAGCCUUAUGUUGCACAAUCCAAAGUUAUAACAAGAGUAUCAGCAUCUCCACAAAGCUCACUAACAAUCCCAUCGCAUAAUAAAGCAGUUACUUCUACAAAUACACCACAAAGUGGUAUUGAUUCUACUAUAGGUACAACGGUUCAAAGCUUAUCGUGGCUAUCGAACUAUGAAAGCAAACUUUCUCAAACUUUUACUAUAGAUUCUGGUAGCAAUCUUAUUGCAACUGGGUCGAGCACAAAUCCAAUUGCUACCUUAGAAACUACAGGCUCUGGUAGAGAUUAUAUUGCAACUGGAUCGGGUACAAACUCAAUUGAUACCUCCGAAACCAUCGGCUUUGCAGGUGAUUUUACUACAAGUUCAGGUGUAGCUUCAAAUGUUUCCAGUGUAUCGCCAACGGGUAAAAUUGCCACAUUAUUAUCUCAAACUGGUACAACCUCAACCUCGACGCUAUUUUCUUCUUAUUCACUUGUUACAGGGACGAAGUUAAAUGGUACUUACUUGACAUCUAUUUCAGUGGGUACGAAUAAUCCAUUGGUAACACAAAUCCCUUCCUAUUCAUCCCAAGAAACGGAAAUCAUUACUUCCUCACUGACAUCAAAUAAAACAAUAUACACAGUCACUAUUAGCACAAAUACAGCUACAGCGGCUAAUGGGACAACAUCCGGUAUAGAUUCGACUCAACUUUCCCCCACUCCUCUUUACCCAUCAAAUUCCACACAAAUUUCUCUACAUCCAACGUCGUCUUCAACAAAUUCGUCUUCGAAAGUAAAUCCUCUACGCUCAUCUAAUUCUACUCAAGUUUUGUUCUCUUCAUUAUCUUCUUCGACUGUAAGUCCCCUUUAUCCCUCAAAUUCGACACAAAGCUUGCAUUCUCAAUCAUCAUCUUCGACAGAAAGUCCCUUUCCCUCAUUUUCGUCUUCGACGCUAGCAACUGUUUAUUUGUCGUCUUCGUCUGCGCUAGAAACUGUUCAAUCAUCUUCGCCUUCGUCGCCAGCAAGCAUUUACUCAUCAUCGUCUUCGACACAAACAAAUACUCACACAUCUUCUUCGUCAACUUCAUUAAGCAGUAUCAUCACCACUACGAAGAACCCUGCAACUACGACUAUUGUGAACCUUUUCAAUGCUGUUUCAACGAAUGAACCACCUACCGUUUUUGAGAGGGCUGCAAAUCCUAUGUCGUUGGCCGAUGGAGUUUCAAACAGCGGGCCUAUUCAAACAAACAAAUUUUAUACAAAUUUGAUCGUUGGUAGUCAGGAAUCCGCUGCAUUUGUUUAUCCUUACUCGUUAUGGAAGUAUACAUCCUCUAAUAACUAUGGUUUCGCCGUUCAACAUACAACUGUUGACCAAUAUACCUUCGGUAAUUACGACAGUUCCGGUAACUCGGAAUACUUGAUAAAUCCCUUAGGAAUUGCGCAGGUUGUUCUCUCUGCUUCCGAUUUUGAUUCAAGUAUGACAAUGGAAGUAGACGAAAUGACUUUUUCUUCAACAAGAGUUCUUCUGUCGGAGUCUAAUGAUUCGUCAAAUUAUCUGGAAAUUCCUCUGGUUCAAGGUAUGGGGUUUGCGACCGGUAUAUAUCACGGCUCUCUGACUGCCAAAAUUGGCUCUAGUAUUGGCUUCAAUACCUUUGUUUCUGAAUCAUCCAGCAAUUUAGCCCAAGGAGUUUUGAAAUAUCGUAUCAAGCUCUUAAAUGAUGUCACUUGGUUAUGCUACGUUAUAGGGCCUGACGAUUUAACUUCUUCUGAUUUCUCCUUGCAGGUGACAUCAGAGAAUGAAAUUGAAGCUAACACGAGUGUAGAUGGUCUAAUCAUUCAACUGGCGGUUGCCCCUUCUGAAACAGACUAUGAGGUUUAUUACGAUCAAGCGGCAGGUAUGUACGUCACUGAUUUCCAAGUCCGUGGUGUUUCAGAUGGCUCUUCUGCUACCUAUGAAUUCUCAUAUACCACUCAAGGUGAGUCAGCUUCAGCAUGCACAAUGAUUUUUGCUUUGCCCCACCAUGAAUCUUCUUUAAGUGACAUAAUGCAAAACUCCUACACUGGUAUUCAACUUCUUUCAACAACUAAGGGACUAAUGAAGGGUUACUUAACUACAGCCUUACAAUUUUCAGCAUCCUUAAACAAACAAGUAUCGUGGCUACCAUGGUCCUCUCAACUUGGCACCACUCCAUUAGAGUACUCUGCAGAGCAAUUGCAACUGCUAGCUGAAGUCGCUAAUACUGAACUUCAAGUCAGUAUUUCAGAAAGUAUAAGUGGUUUGAACACCUAUUAUCUGGGUAAAGUGAUUGACAAAUACUCUUAUAUUCUUUUAACAGUGUCUGAAAUUAUUCAAGAUGAAGCUACCACCAAAAGUACUCUAGAAAACAUUAAAGCGGCUUUUGAUAUUUUGCUACAAAAUGAACAAUUAUAUCCCCUAGUUUAUGACACAAAAUUCAAUGGUUUAGUCAGCUCAGGAGACUGGGCGUCGACUAGCACACAAUACGAUUUUGGUAAUACCUAUUACAAUGAUCAUCAUUUUCAUUAUGGUUAUAUUAUUCAUGCAGCUGCUGUAAUCGGUUAUGUUGAUUCUAAAUUUGGCGGCACUUGGGCCACUGAUAAUAAAGAUUGGGUCAAUUCCUUGGUUAGAGAUGUUGCAAAUCCAUCAGAUAAAGACCAAUACUUUGCACAGUCGAGAAUGUUUGACUGGUUUAAUGGGCAUUCUUGGGCAGCUGGACUAUUUGAAAAUGGAAACGGUAAGAACGAAGAAAGUAGUAGCGAAGACUACAAUUUUGCUUAUGCUAUGAAAUUGUGGGGAGCAACUAUCGGUGAUAUUUCGAUGGAAUUGAGAGGUGAUUUAAUGAUUAGUAUAAUGAAGGACUCGAUGAACGAUUACUUCUAUUAUCAAGACGAUAAUACAGUCGAACCCGAAGAAAUCAUCGGGAAUAAAGUGAGUGGUAUUUUGUUUGACAAUAUUAUUGAUUAUACCACUUAUUUUGGAACAAACACAGAAUAUAUUCACGGUAUCCAUAUGUUACCAAUCACACCAGUUUCUUCCAAUAUUCGUUCAGAAUCCUUUGUCAGUGAAGAAUGGCAAACGAAAAUAUCGCCAAUUAUCGCAUCGCUAGAAAGCGGCUGGGCAGGUAUACUGAGAUUAAAUCAAGCACUGUUUGACCCAGUCGAUUCUUAUACAUUUUUCAGCGAUUCGGACUUUGAUUCAGCCACAUAUCUGGAUAAUGGAAUGAGUCGCACAUGGGCAUUAGCAUUUUCGGGUGGACUGGCAAACUCUAUCGCUUAG
This is a messenger RNA of Saccharomyces eubayanus, 3408 nucleotides long. RefSeq names its product endo-1,3(4)-beta-glucanase (gene DSE4). Gene Ontology annotation, molecular function: endo-1,3(4)-beta-glucanase activity; glucan endo-1,3-beta-D-glucosidase activity. The coding region runs from base 1 to 3408 and encodes 1135 amino acids. The record is from RefSeq and is a predicted model, not a curated record. Gene Ontology annotation, cellular component: cell surface. The transcript has a single exon. Lineage: Eukaryota; Fungi; Ascomycota; Saccharomycetes; Saccharomycetales; Saccharomycetaceae.